AUGGCUCCGACGGCGAAGGUAGACAACGAGGAGCUCCGGCGACUCAAGGAGGUUAACAUUGACGAAGCUCCGGCGCGUCGUCAUGUUCGCGAUUCCUUAAAAGACAUUCAGCAAAAUCUCGAUCAUAUCCUCUUCAAGACGCCAGGAGAUGGAAUUAAGACUAAGGAGUCUUAUGAGUUGAAUUCAAGAGGAGUAGAGAUCUUCUCCAAAAGCUGGCUUCCUGAAGCUUCCAAGCCCAGAGCUUUGGUUUGUUUCUGCCAUGGUUAUGGAGACACAUGCACGUUUUUCUUCGAAGGGAUUGCAAGGAGAUUGGCAUUGUCAGGAUAUGGAGUUUUUGCUAUGGACUAUCCGGGAUUUGGCUUAUCCGAGGGCUUGCACGGUUAUAUCCCAAGCUUUGAUCUUCUUGUUCAAGAUGUCAUUGAGCAUUACUCUAAUAUCAAAGAGAAUCCUGAGUUUAGUUCUCUACCGAGCUUUCUCUUUGGUCAGUCAAUGGGUGGAGCAGUCUCUCUCAAAAUACAUUUGAAACAACCAACUGCGUGGACCGGCGCAGUCUUGGUUGCACCUAUGUGCAAAAUUGCAGAUGAUUUGGUUCCACCACCGGUAUUGAAACAGAUUUUGAUCGGUCUAGCUACUGUUUUACCGAGACACAAGUUGGUUCCACAAAAGGAUUUAGCAGAAGCAGCGUUUAGAGAUAUCAGGAAGAGAGAAAUGACGCCAUUCAAUAUCGUCUGUUACAGCGGUAAACCGCGGUUAAAGACUGCAGUUGAAAUGCUUCGAACAACUCAGGAGAUUGAGCAACAAUUGGAAAAGGUGUCUUUGCCGAUACUGAUACUACACGGAGAGGCUGAUACAGUGACGGAUCCUUCAGUGAGCAGAGAGCUUUACGAGAAAGCGAAAAGUUCAGACAAGAAGAUAGUUUUGUAUGAAGAUGCUUAUCAUUCUCUGCUUGAAGGCGAGCCAGACGAAAUGAUCCUCCGUGUCUUGUCCGAUAUUAUCUCGUGGCUGGAUGACCAUAGCUUGCAAGCUGAGGCACCAUUAGUUACUCCUCCUGUGUAG
Molecule: messenger RNA, 1056 nt
Organism: Microthlaspi erraticum
Lineage: Eukaryota; Viridiplantae; Streptophyta; Magnoliopsida; Brassicales; Brassicaceae
Source: the annotation of a GenBank genome assembly